This is a messenger RNA of Gopherus evgoodei (Goodes thornscrub tortoise), 5562 nucleotides long. It is a transcript of the gene TMEM232, whose product is annotated as transmembrane protein 232. Bases 106 to 2106 code for a protein of 666 amino acids. Lineage: Eukaryota; Metazoa; Chordata; Testudines; Testudinidae. The record is from RefSeq and is a predicted model, not a curated record. The transcript is spliced from 14 exons.
CUGAGCACCGGCCGGAGGCCUGGCAGGCGAGUCGCUUUGGCUGGGUGCUGAGGGACGCUCCUGCCUCCACUCCCGUCACACUCAGAUUGAUUAUAGCAUGAGAAGAUGCCAAUUAUCAAAGUGCCAGUGGUACACAGAUUUGGAAUAUUAUCCAAUAGACAACAUAAAGAACUUCAAAAGGAACUUUUGAGAAAAUAUUUGCCAAGUCAUUCAUAUGAAAUCCACAGUGACAAGCCUAUAAACCCCUUGGAAAUCACAGAAAAAUUCAUUCAGAAGUUCAAUGAUACAACAAAUCCACAGGAUAAAGAAGACUUACUAGAACUAGCUAAGAAAAUGCUUGCCAGAUGCAAGAGAAGAUCAGGCCUUGGCACAUUAGGUUCUGGGAAGCAUGUGGAUCUUCCAGUAGCAUGGACAGAAGCAAUUAUAUUGGCUCAAUGCAAAGGUGAAAUCCAGGAAGAAGCUUUGGACCUCCUUUUAAUUUCUUUGGACCAUGCUCCCAUGAAUCCAGAGCAUGUCCCUGUUUUAUUUUUCAUCGCUGAAUCCAUUUUGUAUAGGAUUUGUUGUGAUGCAGCACAGAAAUCUUAUUUAUACUCCAGUGAAAUCAAGUUAUCAAAGGUUGGAUUUUUGGUCUUUUUAAGGCUCCUUGUUUUUCACCUGUGUGGUCACCUGGAGACUUCUGGAGAACAUACAUAUAGGCUUCAUACAGAUUUAAAAGCACUUUCAGCUUGUGAGGUCUGCUACCAUCCAUAUCCAAACAUCCUCUCGGCUGUGCAAUUUAUGCUGAAGGCUGGAGAAACCAUAUGUGGUGCUGUGGUAUUUUCUGAUGUAAGCUUGGAAGAAAGACAGAAGCAGAGUCCUCUUGACAUGUCCGUCUUGGAUUCUGACCCAUCAGUUCGAUUAAUGCUUGAACAAAAAGAAAAUACGAUUCAGCACUUUCUUUGGCAUAGUCUUGUUGUUUGGGUUUGUGUACACAACAACUCUUCUCGACUAGAUGAAGUACUUCAACAUCUUCUGUUCUAUAAGGAAGAGCUCCAUCAGAAAAACUGGUUGGAUUCUGUAUUAGGUUUGUUGGUCCUUGGAGAGGCUGCCAAAUUAAACUUGUCCUGCUUGAAGGUUUUAAUGGAUCUAGUGAGAGAUUUUAUUUCAAGCUCUGUGUCUCUUCAGAAGCAGAAAGACAACUGCAUGAAAAAUUUAUCAUCCUGGCACUGGGAAAUAGGCUACAUAUACACCACUGUGCUCAGAGACAUUUGUUUAAGUGGUAUUACCUCAGAUUUACAAAAGACAGCUUUUCUUGGGUUCUGUGAUUGUACAAAACCACCUAAGCAUCCAGAAGAAUUAAGUGGAGCAAGUUUUGUUGACCUUUUGCACUACAGUCCUUCACAUGAUCCAUUUGACUGUGAAGAACUAUUCUGGGUUAUUCACUAUGGUGUUGUUUACAAUCUGGUUGUGAUGUGCAAUGAACUCUGUGGGGAUGUGAGUCGAGAAGGCUUAAGGAAUGCAGUAUGGAAAGCUUUACAGAAACAAAAGAACAAUGAAAAGGAUAGCCGAGUCCUGGAAGCCAUAAGAGUAGCUGAGGCUGAAGCAAAUGGUCCAGCAAAUCCUUUUAUUAGUUCAAGUGCAAAUGCUCCAUCAUCUUCCAGGACCUUAACCUCCUGCCAGUAUGUGGGUUGGAGAGUUGCCAAUGUACUCUCCCAGGUCUACUUACCACCCAUUUAUCCCAGCAUCCCUCUGCCAAGCAAACCUAAACAGAAGCUAUCUCCUAUGCAGUAUCAGCACUCAGAGCAGUGCGAUGUGGAGAAAAGAACUGCACGUUCUUCUCUAAGGGAAGAACUUUUGCAAGCAAGAAGACCAAUUUAUCCAUAUCCAGAUAUCCUUACCCGGACGGAUAGGGAGCUAAAGAAGAUAAUUGAGGAUCAGUGGCAGAAAGAGCUGCAGAUCAGACUGAAGGAAGAGGAGGAGCUCCUUGAGAAAGAACGUCAGGAAAAACAAAAGGAGGCGGAAGAGCACUUCAGAGAAAUUAUGAAAAGGCGAGAAGAAAAGCUGCACAAGAAAACCAAACCUUAUGAGCUUCCUGUUAAACACAAAGCUGAAGAUUUGAUACAGUGAAUUAAAAGAGCCAACUGUCAGUAUUUCAGCAACCAGCACAAAUAAGGGACUGAGUUUCUAAUCUAAAUUUAAAUACUUAAAAUUAAAAUUAAAAGAAAAAUUAUAAAAAAUAACUGCUCCCCAGUGACCAAUUGGUGGGUACUUGUAGAAUGACCUAGCGUGCCAGGUCUGCAGCUCUGUGACACCCGAGGAAUCCAUUCCCCUGAGGAUUUCAGCAGCCUAGGAAAAAUCCCUGGGUGUUACUGAGCUGUUGAAGCACUCUCUGAGCCUUAGCAAUGGGAGUGUUUUUGGAGUAAGAGGAAGUGGCUGGAACACCACAGCAUCCAGUAUUCCCCAACUGCUGGAGUAGCCCUUUUAGAUCACGGGAAGCCAGGUUUAAUGUAGAGUAGUCCUGAGGUUGCCUUUUGUUAUAAGUAGGACUUGGAUGGGCCUAGUGUCAGGGAGCUUCUGCCUCUCACAUGCCCUGAGCCGAUCAUAGCUGCUGCUAAGGCUGUAGCCCAUUAGUCUUAAAAACAUGCAAAAAGGCUCCAUUUCAGUAAAUGGGAUUAGGGAAAAUCUUUUUAUAGCUUUGACUUCCUGAGAUUCAUCUGGAGUUUCUACUUUCAACAAUGAACUGAAGCUUCCAAAUUUUACCUGAUUUCAGGUCGAAAUCAGAAAUUUCUAAUGGUCUCCCUUCAGAACCAUACACUGGCCAAAUAGCAGCUCACAUUUGCCACAGGACUAGCAAGACUUUGUGACCUUGGCCUUAGUUUGGGUUUGAAACAAAACCAGGCACAUUUUUCUGUAUUCAGGUUUCCUUAAGAAAGGUUCAUAAAUCUCCAGUUAUUUCCUAAAUGCAAGAACUUUCAUGCAUCAUCACUUUUUGCUACACUCUUUUGAGAUAAGAUAUAUCAGAAAAGUGGUCAUUACACCUGCAGCAACUAAGAGUCCCAACUGAGUGCAAUUUUUUCAAUUAUCUUUUUUCCAUUAGUAUAAUUAGCAUUUCUUCCUAUUCUUGACUUAUGAUCACACAGCGUAUUUUAUCAUUUGUAAAUAGAAGUAGUUGCUGUUCGUUACUAAACAAUUAAAUAUGAAUUACUUGUAAAUAAUUGAUAAGUGGCAUUUCUGAAUCAUCUCUGAAAAAGAAUGAGCAUCAACUGAGUUUUGCCUGUGUGAGCAAAUCUUAGAAUAAAACCAGUUAUAAACUUGGCAGAAUAUGGGAGCAAUGAAUUGAAACAAAUUCUUCUUGAAAGUUUCUUUAAAAAAAAAAAAAAAAAACCUAAGAAAUCAGCAAGAGUAGGCUAGAAUCAUAUUACUCUUGAAAUACAGCACAUCUCCCACUGCUGGCACUGGGCCUCUUGGGCAUGUGGUUAUGUGAUUUGAAUGCACAGUUGUACUACUUGCAUUUGCUAAUUUGGCAUGUGAUUGUAUCAUCAUUAGGCAUCAUAGCUAAAAUAGUUGUGAUGAAUGGGCGAGUUCAUGCUUCUUUGAGCAGACAUUUCAGGUGACCAAAGACAAUGUUACAUUGAUUCAUGUUUGGAGGGUUACUUUUGAAGACCUGUGAAAUGCAUAACUCGAGACCAGUAGAGAAACCCUACAGAUCUCAAUAUCCCCAAGAAUACCCAGUCUCUCUGAAUUGUUCCCCAGGCUCUCUCCCCCAUUCCUCUUUUCCCCCUGACAAUGGGUUUGAAAGGAGUCAUUCGAACCUGCAUGCUUUCCUAACUCCUGUCCUGAGCCCCCUCCCCAAACAAAGGAAAAUUGCUUUGUGCCUAAAAUGAACCCACAGAAGUGUAUGCUGAUUGGUUCAUGACUGUUUCCAUUGAGAAAAAUCUCUGUGGGAUUAGGGAUGAAAUACCAUGGGGGAUGGUCAUCACAUUGAUCUUGCCCCUUUCACCACCAGCACCCCCCUUCCACAGCUACAGCAGCCUGCCCUGUGGCCUAGAAGCAGAGGGCUUCUGCAGGAUUAGUGGAAUGUGUUCCCCAGCCAGAAUCUAUCAGCUUUUGGCUCUCCUCCAAACACAGGGAAGGGGCGAGGAGGUGUACAUGGCCUAAACUAUAGAGCAUAUAUGGCUAUUUUACACUGUGCUGUAACCAUAGUCACUUCAGUGGGUUUACUCCUGAUUUACAUUGGUAUCGGAGGAGAAUUAAGAUGAUAAAUGGUCCAGAGACAACAAGGGCGGGGGUCAUGUGCCCCCCUCCCACCCUGGCCCUGAUUUGCUGCUUGGCUUGUACUGAGCAUGCUCAGUAACACUGCUGCAACUGGCUGCUCUUGUUCUGCUCUCCCCUCCCCACCCAAGCACAGGUUGUCUCUCAGAUUUGUCUUCAAAUUGAGCUGGUUUCCUUGUUUCAAUGUCAAUUGAAACUAAAUCAGAACAUGACAAAGAUAUUUAAAAAAUUAGCCAUUCAUGAGCAUGUCUCCCUCUGGUAAAAACAGUUGCAGCUACACUUACAGAACUUUGCAUCCGACGAAGUGGGUAUUCACCCACGAAAGCUCAUGCUCCAAUACGUCUGUUAGUCUAUAAGGUGCCACGGGACUCUCUGCUGCUUUUACAAAACUUUGAAUAUUUUAUAUCUGAAUGCUGCUAUAGCAGUGAAAAAUUUUAUCACAUCUGCUCUUUAGGAGAAAAGUGAAGAGCAGGGGGAACUUUUCUUUGUCUGCCAGUGAAUAUACAAACCCCGAGUGCUGGUGAAGAUUUUUUUUGAUUGAUUCAGCCCAUGUUCAGCCUAUAAGUCAUAGGUUGGCCAUCUGAGACUUAAAGCAUUUGGAAUACUCAUUAUACUAAUUCUAACGGUCUUCCCUGACAUACCAUGUGCAUUUGGAACCUUAUUUAUAAAGAAAGCUAAUUUUGAAAUGUCAAAUUCUCUAACAUAAAUUCAAAUAUUUACAUAGUUUAACAAAUUCCUUGGAUGAUUGUUACUUUUGAGCAAUAGGCAUUUUUCAUAGUAACAUACCAAGCUGAAGGAUAAUUUAGCUUUAAUGUUAUUCACAUGCACUUACUUAGCCCUAGCUGAGGACUAAUUUCCGUAAUACCUGCUACCGUACCAUUUCCUUAUUCCCUCUUCAUAUUUCGGAGAAAAACAAAAAACUCCAUCUGUUUAAAAAAAAAAAAAAGUAAAAAUGUUCUCAGAGGAAGGAGAGGUGUUUCCUGACUACCACAAGGACUAGUUUGUAGCUGCAAAGCUACAGCCCUAUGAUAAGGGGCUGCAGAGGCACUCAGUCUUCAUGGGAGCUCCAGGGGACAUUGGACCUGAUUCUCAUUUACACCAAGACCAUUUUACACCACCCUGAUAGUGAAAAGAAGCCUUAGAGUGGCUUCAUGUGCAGCACAGCUGCACCAGUGUAGCUGCACUGCUGUAGCACUUUCGUGAGGACACUACUAUGCCAACGGGGGAGCUUCUCCAGUCAGCGUAGUUAAUCCACCUCCACGAGAGAUGGUAUCACUGUUGACAGGAGAAGCCCCCCAUUGACAUAGUGCU